Molecule: messenger RNA, 1986 nt
Organism: Physcomitrium patens
Lineage: Eukaryota; Viridiplantae; Streptophyta; Bryopsida; Funariales; Funariaceae
Source: RefSeq, a predicted model, not a curated record
UGUGCCUGUGGCACCAGCUCCUCCACCACAGCCACCAAACAUGGCCCAGACCAACAGCAAAGUAGCCAUGCGGGAAGCAUGGCAUGCCCAACGAUUAGCUAAGAAAGGGUUGAGAACAAUGUCACUUGGUUAUGAUUGGAGCAUUCCACAAGAAGUGGACAAGAGAAUUGAAACAUACAUGAAAGCAAAAGCAUUUAAGAGCGCCUUUAGAGAAGCUGAGUGGAAAAGCAACGAACUCUACAUCACCAAAGAGGCACACAACAAUCUGCCAAUGAGACAAGAAAUUAAUGAGCGUAUGAAACUUGCCCAUGAGUCUUUACCAGUUCAGUGGACAAACAGACAAUUUCGUGUAUUUCCUUCAAUUUUAGACUUCCAUGAUGUUCAACUCGGUGCAAUAGCAAUGAAGGUUUUGAUUGUUCAAAAUUAUCAUGGACCCCGAAGUGGGAGAAUAUUCAUUCACAAGGAAGAUAAAUUGUCAGUUAAAUUUCACUAUUGUCAUGGUCCAAUUGCACCGGGAUUGUAUUUUGUGAUUCGUGUAUAUUUCAGAGCAUCUGAGUUGGGUGUUCAUUUUAGCCAGGCUGAAAUAGCCACUGAGUUUGAAAUUCACUCUGUCACAAUCAAAGCUAUUGUGAGAAGUGAUAAAGUGUUGAAUAAUCUGGAUGACCAAGCGGAAGAGGUUGUGCGAAAUGCGUGUUUUGCAUCAAUCAAUCCGUGGGGCAAAUUCAUAAUAUGUAGGAAAUGCCAUGAUCAUCAUGUUGCAUGGUGGUCUAAGGCUUGGGGUUUGUAUGAAUGCACGGCUUGUGAAAACUUUCAUCUUCCUCAAGAAUAACUUAAUGGGUUUUCUAUCAAAUUAUUUUGUAUACACUUGCACAAUUUUUGUGAAUUAUUAGGGCAAUUUUAAGUGCAUAGAAAUUACAUUGUAUGGGACUCUUGUGGAGACCAUUUAGGGCAAUUAUAUACCAACCAGGCCGCUAUGUCCAAGAUCUGUAUAAAUUAUUAUCACAAACUAUAAAGAGCAAGCCAGAAUUCGAAAGUAGUUAGGGAGGUGCAAGAUUAGGCCUACAAAGUAUUAGAAAUGAUACUAGAUAUAGAGACAUUAAAUUUACUAAAAGACCCAUUAACGCUCUAAGAAACAAUUUGUGCACUUUCAAUACUAGCUAAAUUUAAGUAUAUGGACCCAGAUGUAGUGAUAGAGUUCUAUCUCACUUUUUGAGACAUAAUUGGCUAACAAUACAUAGAAAUGAUUAAUACUAGCCUUAUUUUAGGGUUCCUCCUUCCUUGAGUUACUACUAGUACAAUAACCCUUCUUCAUAAAGGUGGAGAUUGUUGCUUCUUAACCAAUUGGAAGUCCAUUACACUUCUGAACUUAGACUACAAAAUAUAUGCCAUGACAUUGCACCUAUCUUUAUGAUCAAUACUUAUAAAUAUUAUUAGCAUAGAUCAAUUGAUAUUCUUAUUCAUGGAAUUCAUAUGGACAAUUUUUUACUUACCUAAGAAACCAUGGAAUAGGCUGAAUAUUUAGAUCAACCUCUAUUAUUUCUCAAAUUAGAUUUUUCAAAGGUAUAUGAUAUGAUAGAAUAUUAUUUUUUAUUCACAAUUAUGAUAGUACUAGGCUUCUCAAAAGAAUUCAUAGACAUGGUCAAUUUUCUUUUAGGAAAUGCUUCAACUUGUAUAAAGGUAAAUGGAACAUUAUCAAAAUAUUUUCCAAUUAUAAGAGGGAUGAGACAAGGAUGUCCAUUGGUUCUUUAUUUAUUCUUAAUUGUAGGAGAAGCAAUAAAUACCAUGAUAACAAAGAACAUUGCAAGUGGGACUAUACAAAGCAUCUAACUUCUCAUCAUAGGACAUUAAUAAGUAUUAACUCAAUAUGCACAUGACACAUCCUUUAUCUUAUUAGAAAAAGAAGAUUUAAUAAGGACUGUAACCUAUAUUAUUGAAAUUUUUACUUGGCAUAUGGAUUAAUGUUGAAGUAAUAGAAAUCAAGUAGCU